Siniperca chuatsi (mandarin fish) is the source of this 4230-nucleotide messenger RNA. It is a transcript of the gene pgap6, whose product is annotated as post-glycosylphosphatidylinositol attachment to proteins 6. The record is from RefSeq and is a predicted model, not a curated record. NCBI's taxonomy places the organism in Eukaryota, Metazoa, Chordata, Actinopteri, Centrarchiformes, Sinipercidae. Gene Ontology annotation, cellular component: plasma membrane.
GUCGUGUAUUUACAUAGAAUCAGGAAGUGUAGAAUGAUUUCCCGGCGAUAGAUCCGUAUGCCAUUACAGGUGUAUAAAUAACGAUGUAAUGGUUCAGACGCUCAUAAAGGAAACAUGGAAUAUUGUUUUCUACGCGGUCUCCUUUUCAUCGCCCUGAUGAAUUGGACAUUAGGAGACGAUGGACAGGUGACGUUUGUAUCAGAGCUUUCGUCCAAACCAGCUCAGAAGUUGUCGAGGUAUGGUUGGUACGGCAACGUGAGGCUGCAGAGGUUUCAUAUACCAGAGGAAACUGCUGUCGCUCGCUGGCUGUUCACUGUCACCAAGGGCCACAACUUCCACUGUGGACAGCACAACGUCAGCAUCCAUAUUCGAUGGGGUGCCCCUCCAGUUAUAAACCCAAUAGGGUCGGUGUUUCCCAAUGCAACAAUAUGGAGCCCCUGUCUGUCUCUGAUCCAACCGGUGACAUCACACAGCUCCACAACCUUUAACCUCUCCAAUCCUGCUCCCGGUGAUUGGUACGUUGCUGCCCACUUGCCUGAAGAUGAUGGGCGCAUAGAGCAGAAGGGCUUUCCGUCCUGCUCCUACUUCUUCCAGCCUCAGCUAUCGAUCAGGAGAGCAGUGGAUACACCCAUUUUACAGCAGGGGACAUUCCUCCAACAGACCGCAGCCCCUGACAGACCUGCACGCCUGAAAUUGUAUGUUCCAGAGUUUGCCUCUUCUCUCUCCGUCUCUGUGGCUGAUUGCUCGUCAGGGGAGGGAAUAGACAGUGGAAACUGUUCACUGGUCCUCAGGCUCGGCUCCACCUCUCUGCAGCAUGGCCCAGUAACGGUGAACUGCUCAUGGAUUGGCUGCUCUGCAGCUCUUUUUAACCCACCUUGGGACACCUGGUUACGAGUUGUCGUGGAGAGCAGCCAAGACAACCGUACUGUGACCUUUAGUAUCGUCUCAAACUACACAGUGGGAUGUAAACCAAAAAGUGUAGGCCUUAAAGCAGAUGAUGACAUCAACGAGCUCCGUGGCAACAGCAGCUAUACCAACUCAACAUCAGCAGGCAACAACUCAGUGGUUACAGACGCAGUCGCCUUUAGCAACGAAUCAGCAUCACUGUUGGCGUUGGCGUGUGUGUGGAGCGUCCCUGUGCUGUACGACGAGGUGGAUGUUCUGUCGCUCCGAUUCACUCCUGCCAAUGGACCCAACGUCAGCGUUACAAAUACACACCCCACACUGCUCACUUACCCCCUGCAAACGCAAGCCACUGGUGGUACACUCAACCUACAGCUCACUCUCAACACUACUAAUGUAACCCUGGGGAACAGCAGCAGUGUGAUGGCCUGUCUCUCUCCCUGGGCUCCAGUCCUCGAACUCAACCACUCUCAACCCUGUCGCACAGCUCUGUUUGGAGGAUAUGGUGUUCGUGUGAAUGCCAGUGUUCCUAAAGCUGUCGUCAGGCUGCCUUUCCCUCAGUCAACAACAUGGUACCUCACUCUGCAGCUCACAUGCAACAGCAGUGACUGUGGUAAUAUGUCAGUGGUGUCUGUGGUCCCAGAGGUGUUUAUCAGUGCCUGUGUAGAGGACUGUGGGACAUAUGGUGAAUGUAGACUAUUGAGAUCCUACAGCUACCUCUACGCUGCCUGUGUCUGCAAGGCUGGCUGGAGCGGUUGGGGCUGCACUGAUGAUUCGACAGCUCAGUCGUACCGGCGCCAGUUGACGGCAACUCUGCUGCUCACGCUCAGUAACCUGUCCUUCCUUCCUGCCAUGGUGGUGGCCAUCAAACGCUGCUACAUCACCGAGGCCUCCGUCUACCUCUUCACAAUGUUCUUCUCCACGUUCUACCAUGCAUGUGACCAGCCAGGUGUAGCCGUACUGUGUAUAAUGGACUACGAUACCCUACAAUACUGUGACUUCCUGGGGUCAGUCUGUGCCAUCUGGGUCACCAUCCUGUGCAUGGCUCGCAUCAGAGACACAUUCAAAUAUACUCUGUUUAUGCUCGGGGCUCUGCUGAUAGCCAUGUCAAUGCAGCUGGACCGCAAAGGUCUGUGGAACCUGCUGGGCCCCGUCCUCUGUGCCAUACUGUUCAUGGUCAUUGCCUGGGUGUACCGAGGGGUGCGGCGACGACACUGUUACCCGCCUUCUUGGAAACGCUGGGUCCUCUACCUGAUCCCCGGGGCAAUCUGUGCCCUGAUCGUAUGUUUGUACAUUUUUGCCGAGACGGAGGACAACUACUACUACACACACUCGCUGUGGCACAUCCUGGUGGCCAGCUGCGUGGUCUUCCUGCUGCCGCCGAAGGAGAAGAACAGGGAGGCGUUGGGCUGGAGCAGGGGUUGGAGCUGGAACUGGAACUGGAGCUGGAGACCCCGGGUUUGUGGGUACACGCUCUGUCAGAGCAGCAAGGAUGAACUCUACACUGUCACAUAGUAGGACAAGUGAUGCUGUAAGGAAGCAAAGUGGCUAGGCAUUGAUUGUUAAACAGCACUCCAAACAUUCACGCAAGGUAAACGACACACGACAAAAUCUUACAAUAUUUUUAAGACUCAGAGUUUCUUAAUAUCUUGAAUAAAGAAUUUUAAAAUCAAAUCUUCCAUGUUCACAUUUACAGAAGGUAAAAUUAGCUUAAAAGAUUUGCGUGCAGACAUCCUGAAAAACAUACACACACACACACACACAAACACCCCAUUUAACCCAAAUCCAACCUGCUGAAACGUCCAAGGUGGUCCAUUGCACCAGUUUAGGGGUGAACAUCAAAACCUUCAGGUAGCACACCACCUGACCUUUGACCUCAUGACCAGGAGUUUGUACAUAUUGUGUAUGUACUUAUUUUACUAGGCUAGGAAAUUCAUGUGAUAUAUUUAUAAGGGAUAGCACUUUGUGGAACUCUUUUAAAUCUUUAUAUUCAGCCUAUCAUGGACUGAUAAAGUAUACUAUAUUUAUAGGUGACGUAAAGAAUCAUCAUUCUUGUAUCCAUCUGUAUUUUCAUUUAUCCCACAGGCCUGGGCAAAUUUGAAAAUUGUUUCAAUUUUUUGAUCCAUUUCAGAUGUUUGAUUAUCAAUUAGCAGGGAGUUUUAACAACCUUUAAAAUAGUUUGGCAAAACAAUAACUCAAGGUCCACUUUCUAGCUUUGUUCUUUCAACCAUAUAACAUGGUCUUCAUCAGCAGAAGAAAAUAGCUUUUUAUCUUCAAAAUGUACCAUUGCAGAACACUACUAAAAGUACAAACAAAAACAUCCAAUAGAAAUGACUUUCUGCUUGCCACAUGUAUCAUGCCUUACCAUAAUGUCAACUUCAUCUUCUUAACUUUCUUCCAUGUUUCUGUGCAACACAUUCUCAGCCAGUAGCCAACUGUAAUUCAGGGACUUUUAAUCAAGUGCACACGAGGUGGAACAAUUAAACAGGUGGAAAAAUGUAGUGUAGUAGUUUGGGAUACAUGGUGCCUCCUCAUUCCUUUUAUCUUUAAAUACUGUACAUGUCAGGAGGUUAUGUUCAUGUACAGAUUUACAUGCAGCUUGUAGUGAAACUGAAUGACUCAGUGUCCUUUCUUUUCUUGUCUAUUCUCCGCUGUCUUCUCAUCUCUGUUUAUCUCCUCUAAAACCUUACCAGUCUGUACUUUUUUACCAGCAUUCAUUCCAAAGCACUUUUAUGAUUAAAAAGCUGAUACCACUAUGUAAUGUACAUAGCCCAUAAGUGUAUGAAUGGGCACUUUAUGAAUGUAUAUAUAUAUUACUGUGUCCAGUACCUCCUCUUGCCUGUAUCUUUCUGUGAAUGAGUGCAAUGUAUGUACUGUAUGAGUGUGUAUGUAUGUGUAUGUGUGUGUAUGUGUGUGUGUAAAUGUGUGUUUUGUCUUUGGCACCACAUAAGCUACUGAACACGUUCCAUACUUUUUUUUUAAUGUGUUGUUUAUUUUGAAGUGUACCAUACUGUGAUGAUUUUUCUCAUUGUGAUUUUGCACAGGUUCAAAUAGAACUUUCUGUCACACUCGCAGAGUCUUCCUUUCAUCGUUGAAAUUGUUUUUUCUUGUGUGUAAGAGUGUGAGGAGUAUGAAAAGGCAUUCUUCCACUACAACAUAUUGUAGCUCUCAUUGCGUGUAAGGGUGAAGAAAUGUAGUGUUCCAUGUAAAACAUGAUUAUACUCCCUUGUACUGGACAGCUACUUUUCACUCUGUUAAAAAUCCAAACAGCAUUUAGCCUACCAAAAAUAAAUCUCUUGUAUAAAGAGAAAUGUUUCAUAAAUUAUA